Messenger RNA from Nematolebias whitei (Rio pearlfish), 6091 nucleotides. RefSeq names its product sodium channel, voltage-gated, type I-like, alpha (gene scn1laa). Gene Ontology annotation, cellular component: axon; voltage-gated sodium channel complex; plasma membrane. The record is from RefSeq and is a predicted model, not a curated record. The coding region runs from base 80 to 6091 and encodes 2003 amino acids. The transcript has 27 exons. Lineage: Eukaryota; Metazoa; Chordata; Actinopteri; Cyprinodontiformes; Rivulidae. Gene Ontology annotation, molecular function: voltage-gated sodium channel activity. Gene Ontology annotation, biological process: neuronal action potential; sodium ion transmembrane transport; membrane depolarization during action potential.
CACCUGUGCAGGAUGAGAAACUGAUGGCUUUCUUCAUGUUGGAGGCCAACUGUUCUUGCUGAGACUGCAGAAUGAAAAGAUGGCACAGUUCUUUACUCCACCAGGUCCAGAUAGCUUCCGCACCUUCACUCAAGAGUCCCUCAAAGCUAUCGAGAGCCGGAUUGCUGAGGAGAAAGCCAAGAAACCCAAAGACAAAAAGAAGAAAUCCAAGAACGAGAAUGAGCCUAAACCUAGCCGAGACCUUGAGGCGGGCAAGCCGCUCCCUUUUCUCUAUGACAUUCCUCCAGGCCUGGUGUCGACUGCCCUGGAGGACCUGGAUCCCUAUUAUAACAAUCAGAAGACUUUUAUAGUAAUAAACAAGGGGAAAUACAUUUUUCGCUUCAACGCUGCUUCUGCCUUGUAUGUCUUGAGCCCCUUCAAUUGUAUAAGAAGAUUAUCAUUCAAGAUUUUGGUACACUCAUAUCCUUUUAACCUCAUGGUGAUCAUGCUCACCAUCCUCGUCAACUGUGGAUUCAUGACUCUGUCUACACAGCCUGACUGGGCAAAGAAUGUGGAGUACGCAUUUACCGCAAUCUAUACUUGUGAGUUCCUGGUUAAGGUGUUAGCCAGGGGGUUCUGUAUAGGAAAGUUCACAUUUCUAAGAGAUCCCUGGAACUGGCUGGAUUUCUGUGUCAUUGUCUUGGCGUAUCUCACUGAGGUUUCCGAUAAAAUUGGCAAUUUGUCCGCUCUUCGAACAUUCCGAGUGCUAAGAGCUUUCAAAGCUAUUUCAGUCAUCCCAGGCCUGAAGACAAUUGUUGGUGCGUUGUUUCAGUCAGUGAAGAAGCUUGCUGAUGUCAUGAUCCUGACUGUUUUCUGCCUGAGCGUAUUUGCACUAGUAGGAUUACAGCUGUUCAUGGGUGUUUUAAGGAGCAAGUGUAUUCGGGUGCCAGAUGAGGGGGAUAUGAUGUUUAAGCUCACCUUUUGUAAUGGUAGCGACAAUGUUUACAUAGGUAACAAAAGUAAUCAUUACUUCCUUCCAGGAAAUCGAGAUGCAAUGCUUUGUGGAAACAGCACUGCAGCUGGGCAGUGUCCAGAGGGGUAUAAAUGCUGUAAAGCCGGAACAAACCCAAACUUUGGUUACACAAGUUUCGACAACUUCGCUUGGGCCUUCCUUUCUCUUUUUAGACUGAUGACACAAGAUUACUGGGAAUUCCUUUAUCAGCAGACUUUGCGAGCUGCUGGGAAACCCUACAUGGUGUUUUUUGUCUUGGUCAUAUUCCUCGGUUCCUUCUACUUGAUCAACCUGAUUUUGGCUGUAGUAGCAAUGGCCUACGAGGAGCAGAGCCAGGCCAAUAUAAGGAAAGCUCAGGAAAAGGAAGAGGAGUAUCAGGCAAUGCUUGAGCAGCUCAAACAGCAGCAAGAGGACGCUGAGGCAAUAGCAAAAGGUAUGUCAGAAGAUGGACAGACCUUUGAUAAAGGUGGUGGCACUGAGAGUUCCUCUGAUGCGUCCAAGCUGAGCUCCAAAAGUGCCAAGGAGAGGCGUAACAGGAGAAAAAAAAGAAAAGAGGAGGAGGAAAAAGAGGUGUCAAAAGUUCCUAAAUCCAACUCUCUGGACAGUAUGAAGAGGGCUUGUUUCCGGUUCUCUGUGGAUGAAAACAUGCUCAACUAUGACAUGAAAUGCUCCCCCAUGCAUCAGUCUUUUCUGAGCUUUCGUGGACCACUGUUGUCAUCUAGACGAAACAGCAAGACCAGCUUUUGCAGCUUUCAAAGCCAGCCACAAGAUGUGAGCUCAGAAAACGAGUUUGCGGAUGAUGAGAACAGCAUUUUUGAAGACAACCUAAGUCGGAGGGGAUCCCUGUUUCAUGCUCAGAGGUGUGAUCGAUGCAGCAGCAGUAUGAGCCAGUGCAGCUUCUUACCGCAUCUCCGAUUUCAGCCCACUAGCGUCAGGCACAGCUCAGUAGACUGCAAUGGGGUUGUGUCUCUGGUGGAUGGGAAUUUUCUUCCAUCAUCACCACCUAUGGGGCUUCUUCUGCCUAAAGUGACACUAGAUGUGGCCUCCACUGGAGACAAUGCUGACACAACUGAUACAGAAUGCAGGAAGUCCAGUGGCGGAAACUACGGAGAGUUUUUGGACUUACUCGAGGCCCCCGAGUUCAGACAGAGAGCACAAAGUAUAGCUAGUGUCAUUACAAGCACUAUAGAUGAACUUGAAGAGUCGAGGCAGAAGUGCCCUCCUUAUUGGUACAAGUUUGCUCACACAUUCCUCAUUUGGGAGUUUUGUCCAGGGUGGAUGAAAAUCAAGAAAAUGGUCAACCUAAUUGUAAUGGACCCAUUUAUGGACCUAGCUAUUACCAUCUGCAUUGUACUGAACACAUUAUUUAUGGCCAUGGAGCAUCAGCCAAUGGAACCGUGGUUCAAAAACAUGUUGACUGUGGGAAACCUGGUAUUUACUGGCAUCUUCACAGCUGAAAUGGUUUUCAAGAUCAUUGCGUUGGACCCAUACUAUUACUUUCAAGGGGGAUGGAACAUUUUUGAUUCGCUCAUCGUCUGUUUAAGCUUGAUUGAGCUUAGUUUGAAGAAUGUGAAGGGCAUGUCUAUUUUGAGAUCAUUUAGGCUGCUGAGAGUUUUUAAGCUUGCUAAAUCUUGGCCCACUCUAAACAAACUCAUCAAAAUUAUUGGUAAUUCAGUGGGAGCUUUGGGAAACCUAACCCUGGUGCUGGCCAUUAUUGUUUUCAUCUUUGCUGUUGUGGGCAUGCAGCUGUUUGGAAAAAACUACAGGGACUGUGUGUGUAAGAUCUCUGAUGACUGUAGGCUGCCUCGGUGGCACAUGAGCGACUUCUUCCAUUCAUUCCUCAUUGUGUUCCGAGUGCUUUGUGGGGAGUGGAUAGAGACCAUGUGGGACUGUAUGGAGGUGGCUGGGAUCCACAAGUGCCUCAUUCUCUACAUGAUGGUCAUGGUUGUUGGGAAUCUUGUGGUGUUGAACCUGUUCCUGGCCCUGCUGUUAAGUUCAUUCAGUGCGGAUAACCUGGCAGCUGUAGAUGACGACAGCGAGAUGAACAAUUUGCAGAUUGCGAUUGGACGUAUACGCCGAGGCAAUGCUUAUAUCAAGUCACUGUUUCGAAGUACCUGCAACAGUUUAUGUCUCAGGGAUAAAAAGAAAAACAAGAGUGAAGACCAGUCUCUGGAUGAGCUCCACAAAUCUUUUGGACGAAAUGGUGUCCCUAGCUAUACCAUUAAAGACUUCUCUUUGGAUGGCAAUGGGGAUGUGACUGGUGUAGACAAAUCUGGAGACAAGUAUAUAGUCAACAGCAAGAGUGAUGAUUCCAUCUUGUCUUUCAUAAACAACCCAAGUCUGACUGUUUCUGUUCCGAUUGCUGCAGAGGAGUCUGACUUUGAAAUGCUCAACACUGAGGAUUUUAGCAGCGCAUCAACCAACUUACCCGAGUGCCACCUGGCUAUAGAUGAUGAUGGACAGUUCAGUUCCAGUUCAGAGGGUAGUACAGUGGAUGGUCAGCAAGAUGGAGAAGUACUUGAAAAUGACUAUGAUUUGGAAGUGAAAAAGGAACCCAAGGACUGUUUUACUGCAGAAUGUGUGCAAAAAUUUAAGUGUUGUCAGGUUAAUGUGAAUGUGGGCUUUUGGAAGCUGUGGUGGUCAUUCAGAAAAACCUGCUAUCAAAUAGUGGAGCACAACUGGUUUGAGACCUUCAUCAUCUUCAUGAUUUUGCUAAGCAGUGGAGCACUUGCUUUUGAAGACAUCUACAUUAAGCAGAGGAAGAUCAUAAAAAUAAUAUUGGAAUAUGCUGACAGAAUUUUCACCUUCAUCUUUAUUCUGGAGAUGCUGCUGAAAUGGGUAGCAUAUGGGUUUGCCAAGUAUUUUACAAAUGCUUGGUGCUGGUUGGACUUCCUGAUUGUUGAUGUUUCACUGGUCAGUCUUGUGGCCAAUGCUUUGGGUUAUUCAGAGCUCGGUGCAAUCAAGUCACUAAGAACUCUGCGAGCUCUGAGGCCCCUAAGAGCCCUGUCAAGGUUUGAAGGCAUGAGGGUCGUUGUCAAUGCCUUAAUGGGAGCCAUUCCUUCCAUCUUCAAUGUGCUGCUGGUUUGUCUCAUCUUCUGGCUCAUCUUCAGCAUCAUGGGAGUCAACUUAUUUGCUGGGAAGUUCAGCAGUUGUUUUGACACAAUCACAGAUAAGGCUUUUAACAUAUCACAAGUGAAAAAUAAACAUGCUUGUGAAAAAUUAAAUGAAACUGGCAAUUACACCGCACGCUGGAAAAAUCUCGCAGUCAACUAUGACAAUGUUGCCAUGGGCUACCUUGCACUUUUGCAAGUGGCUACAUUUAAAGGCUGGAUGGAUAUCAUGUAUGCUGCUGUGGACUCACCAGAAAACCCAGGCGAACAACCGGAUUAUGAAAGAAACUUUGAGAUGUACACAUAUUUUGUUGUCUUCAUCAUAUUCGGAUCCUUUUUUACCCUCAAUCUCUUCAUUGGUGUCAUUAUAGAUAAUUUCAAUCAGCAAAAAAAAAAGUUUGGAGGUCAGGAUAUUUUCAUGACUGAAGAACAGAAGAAAUACUACAAUGCAAUGAAAAAGUUGGGGUCAAAGAAACCACAGAAACCUAUACCUAGGCCGGCGAACAAUAUACAAGGAUACAUCUUUGACUUAGUCACAAAACAAGUAUUUGAUAUUGUGAUUAUGGUUCUAAUCUGGCUUAAUAUGGUAACCAUGAUGGUGGAAACAGAAUAUGACGAAAAUGAAAAAAAGCAGGUUCUCAAGAACAUCAACAUAGUGUUCAUAGUCGUCUUCAGUGGAGAGUGUCUGUUAAAGAUGAUUGCACUUCGACAAUACUUCUUCAUGAAUGGCUGGAAUAUAUUUGAUUUCAUCGUAGUCAUCUUGUCAAUUGUUGGCACAUUUCUCGCAAAUAUAAUUGAGAAGUAUUUCGUCUCGCCAACCCUGUUCAGAGUCAUACGAUUGGCUCGAAUUGGCCGGAUCCUCCGCCUUGUUAAAAGUGCCAAAGGGAUCCGCACACUCUUGUUUGCCUUGAUGAUGUCACUUCCUGCCUUGUUCAACAUUGGUCUCUUGCUCUUCUUGGUGAUGUUUAUCUACGCCAUCUUUGGCAUGUCAAACUUUGCUUAUGUCAAGAAAGAAAAGGGCAUUGAUGACCUUUUCAAUUUUGAGACUUUUGGCAACAGCAUGAUCUGUUUGUUUCAAAUUACCACGUCAGGGGGGUGGGACCUCCUUUUAGCGCCCAUGCUGAACACAGACACGGCGGACUGUGACAAUACAAUGGAGCAUCCAGGGAGUACAGUUAAAGGAAACUGUGGAAGGCCUUCAGUGGGAAUUGCCUUCUUUGUGAGUUAUAUCAUUAUCUGCUUCCUUAUUGUGGUGAACAUGUAUAUUGCAGUCAUUCUGGAGAACUUUGGUGUGGCAACUGAGGAGAGCGCCGACCCAUUAAGUGAAGAUGACUUUGAAAUGUUCUAUGAGGUCUGGGAAAGAUUUGAUCCUCAUGCAACACAGUUUGUCAAGUACAAUAUGCUUUCAGAAUUAGCAAAUGCUCUCAACCCACCAUUACGUAUCCCCAAGCCUAACAGAAAGAUACUCAUAUCUAUGGAUUUACCAAUUGUGAGUGGUGACCGCAUUCACUGCCUAGAUAUCCUGUUUGCCUUCACAAAGCGUGUUUUGGGUGAGAGUGCAGAGAUGGACAACCUGAGAGGACAAAUGGAGGAGCGCUUCAUGGCCUCCAAUCCUUCCAAAAUGUCCUACGAGCCCAUUACAUCCACCCUUCGCCGCAAACAGGAAGAUUUAUCAGCUGUUGUGAUUCAGAGAGCGUACAGACAUUUCGCAGUUAGGAGUAAGCUCUCUUGCAUACUGAAUGUUGACAUUAAAAACGACGAAGAGGUCACUGACAAACAACAUCUGAAUAAAAAAACUAAAAAAACUUCAGGCGCAGACAAAACUGAGCCGACGCCUUUGACGGACUCAUGCGACGUUCACGACGUGGCAACGGACGGGAAAAACAAAUGCGAAAAAGACAGAAGUGAAAAAGAGGUUGAGAGCAAAGAUGUCAAAGAACAAGACACAGAGGAGAGUAUUGGAGAGGAAGAAAAGACUUUGAAGGAAUGA